This is a messenger RNA of Momordica charantia (bitter melon), 2565 nucleotides long. The record is from RefSeq and is a predicted model, not a curated record. Lineage: Eukaryota; Viridiplantae; Streptophyta; Magnoliopsida; Cucurbitales; Cucurbitaceae.
CAUCCAUGCAAAAUCCUCACUCGUCUCUCAAUCUCACUCUCGAAUCGUACUCUCUCUCUCUAGAAUCCCUUUCUUCCCCAUAAUCUCUCUAAAACCCGUUUCCGAAACGGAAAUUUCCUCCCUUCAAUCUGUUUUUCAUCACUCUCUGCAUUUAUUCCGUAAUAAUAAUCAAGCAGAUUCUAAAGAAAACGUACGUCGAUCGUCCCCUGCAUUUUCUGGAGAAAUACUAGUUGUGAAGGAGGAAGAAGAAGAAGAAGAAGAAGAAGAAGAAAAAGAAACGAUUCCCAGGCAUUGUUAAGCAGAGUUUCGAUGAUGGCGGUUUCUCAGACGGUUCAUGUGUCCCCUGCUUCCCUCUACGUUGGCGACCUUCAUCCUGAUGUCACUGAUGGUCAGCUGUUUGAUGCUUUCUCUGAGUUCAAGAGCCUCGCCUCUGUUCGCAUCUGUAGAGACUCCUCCACUGGCCGCUCUCUCUCAUAUGGCUACGUCAAUUUCAUCUCUCCUCCAGAUGCAAUCAAUGCUAUGGAGGUAAUGAAUCACACUGUGCUGAAUGGCAAAGUGAUACGAGUCAUGUGGUCGCAUCGCGAUGCUGAUGCAAGAAAAAGCGGAAUUGGAAAYGUGUUUGUUAAGAACUUGAGCGAUUCAAUCAAUAGUUUAGGACUUCAAGAGCUAUUCAAGAAAUUUGGAAAUGUUCUGUCCUGCAAAGUUGCAACAUCCGAUGAUGGGAAGAGCAAAGGAUAUGGCUUUGUUCAAUUUGAGACUGAGGAUUCUGCAAAUGCUGCCAUAGAGUCGCUGAAUGGUUUCACCAUUGGGGAUAAGCAGAUAUAUGUUGGAAAGUUUGUCAAGAAAAGUGAGAGAGUUUUGGCAAAUCCUGAUGUUAAAUACACGAAUCUGUAUGUAAAAAAUCUGGACCCAGAAGUUGGGGAAGAGUUUCUGCUGGAAAAAUUCUCGGAGUUUGGAAAAAUUUCCAGCUUGGUUAUUUCAAAAGAUGAGAAUGGGAUGUCAAGGGGUUUUGGCUUCAUUAAUUUUGACAACUCUGAUGAUGCCAAACGGGCACUGGAAGCACUUAAUGGAUCACAACUUGGUUCAAAGAUUAUCUACAUUGCAAGGGCACAGAAGAAGUCAGAACGUGAGCAAAUAUUACGUCGACAUUUUGAAGAGAAACGUAAGGAGCAAAUGUUAAAAUGCAAGGGCUCGAAUGUGUAUGUGAAGAAUAUUGAUGAUGAUGUAACUGAUGAAGAACUCAGAGAACUUUUUAGUCAGUGUGGCACAAUCACUUCAUCAAAACUUAUGCGGGAUGACAAGGGAAUAAACAAAGGGUUUGGAUUUGUUUGCUUCUCUAAUCCUGAGGAAGCUAAUAGAGCUGUAAACACUUUGCAUGGAUGCAUGUUCCACCGGAAGCCACUCUAUGUGGCCAUAGCACAAAGGAAAGAGGAUAGACAAGCACAAUUGAAGCUUCAGUUUGCACAACGAUUGGCGGGGAUAGCAGGACCAUCAACUCCGCUUUUUCCUGGUGGAUACCCACCUUAUUACUACACAGCACAAGGUGUUCUUCCACAAGUACCAUCCCGUCCAGGUCUGAUGUUUCAGCCUUUAGGAUUAAGGCCUGGAUGGAGAGCUAAUACUUUUCCAUCUCCAGCACGACCGGUCGGUUUUCAACCUUCACCUAUACCUGUUAUUCCAAAUGCUCCUAGGCAACCAAGGCAAAACAGAGGCAAAAUGAACGGGCAAGUGCUUUCUCAAAAUGGUGCCCAGCCUCUCUCUUAUAUGCCAAAUCCACAGGACAGCAAUCCAGUAGUUACUGCAAAAUCAUCCGGCAAUCAACCGUGGACUGGACAGGUUAAGUAUGUCCCAAAUGGUCGCCCGCGUGAAACAAAUAAAGCUUCUGGACCCUCAUCUGCUGCCUUUAGUUCUGUUGGAGAUGUCUCUCAGGGAUCACAAAUACUGAGCAGCAUGCUGGCUGCCUCUCCCCCUGACCAACAAAAACAGAUCCUUGGGGAGCAUCUCUACCCACUAGUCCAGAAACACAAGCCGGAGCUGGCCGCGAAAAUUACCGGGAUGCUUCUGGAGAUGGACAACACAGAAUUGCUGCUGCUGUUGGAGUCACCUGAAUCUUUGGCUGCAAAGGUGGAAGAAGCAGUGCAGGUGCUUAAGAUCUCCAAGACAAAAAUGUCCAACCAAGACACUCUCAGUAGUUACUUAUCAGCUGAGGUUGCAGUCAACUGAAAGAAAGAAAGCAAGCAAAAACAAACUGCUCGAACACUUAAUUCACUUUCUCAGCGAAUUCUUCUAGCUAUUAGAGAGCUUAACUCGAAGUUCCGGGAGAGUCAAAUUUUUGAUACUGAACAAUCCAAUCCAUUUCUGGCCUGGAGAGGAGUUUUUUUCUUUUCAGAUUUUUGAAGUCAGUUUUUUUUUUCAAUUUUAUUUUUUUGAGGAACAUUUUAAUCUUUCUUUUGCUUAGAACUACUAACCCUUUACUAGUCUAGUGGUACUCUUUUUUUUUUCUUCUYUAUUUUUUUUUUCUGUCAAGAUGUUUGUUCUGUUUGGAAAUUGGAUUUGUUGAACGCU